Corythoichthys intestinalis (scribbled pipefish) is the source of this 3933-nucleotide messenger RNA. RefSeq names its product basic helix-loop-helix family, member e22 (gene bhlhe22). NCBI's taxonomy places the organism in Eukaryota, Metazoa, Chordata, Actinopteri, Syngnathiformes, Syngnathidae. Gene Ontology annotation, molecular function: protein dimerization activity; DNA-binding transcription factor activity, RNA polymerase II-specific; E-box binding. Gene Ontology annotation, biological process: axon development; positive regulation of transcription by RNA polymerase II; sensory organ development. The coding region runs from base 106 to 903 and encodes 265 amino acids. The transcript has a single exon. The record is from RefSeq and is a predicted model, not a curated record. Gene Ontology annotation, cellular component: nucleus.
GUUUGACAAGUGUGACGGCGUCAAACUCGCAAAGGGCAACGCCGGGGCGAGACGUUUUGUCAAGAGUUCCCCCCCGUCCGUCCCUCCCACCCAGCGAGGAGCGCCAUGGACCGGAGGAUCAACUUAAGCUCCGACAUCUUCCACAAAACUCUUAGCGCCGUCUCCGCCAAGAAAAUGCAGGACCCUUACCGGGGCGAGCCGCAGUCGUCGGCCGGCACGGGCUGCUUCGACCGGGGCGACGCCGACCCCAUGCAGCCGGGGGGUCUGGCCGGCGUGCGGGCGUCCGCUCUGGGCUUGCCCACCGGCUCUCUGUGCGUCAAGUACGGCGAAAACUCUGCGACUGUAGCGGAAAGCAGCGGCGGCGAGCAGAGCCCCGACGACGACAGCGACGGACGCUCGUGCAGCGGUGAUAUGUUGCUUCUUGCCGAACGCAAAGGCAAAGCGGAGGGGGGCAAGAAAAGCAAAGAACAGAAGCUUUUGCGUCUCAACAUCAACGCGCGGGAGCGGAGACGCAUGCACGACCUGAACGACGCGCUGGACGAACUCCGAGGCGUCAUCCCAUACGCGCACAGCCCGUCCGUUAGGAAACUCUCCAAAAUCGCUACUCUACUCCUGGCUAAGAACUACAUCCUCAUGCAGGCGCAAGCGCUGGAGGAGAUGCGCCGGCUGGUGGCCUACCUCAACCAGGGCCAGGCCAUCUCCGCAGCGGCCAUUCCGGGCACCACCGCGCUGGCCGCGCCGCCGCCCGGCUUGGGCGCCUACGAGCCCCCGCCGCCUCCGCCCGGCUACCCGGCCUUCCCUUCCACCGCCGCCGGGGUGGCCGCGUCGUCGUGCCCGGACAAGUGCGCCCUGUUCAACUCCGCCGCCUCCAGCCUGUGCAAACAGUGCACCGACAAGCCUUAGCCCCUCAAAGGUUAGAGACUCCAUACCAACACUUUUCUAAUAUUUCCAUACUUGAUCGUGUACAUAAAGUCGUCCUUUAAGUGCUGGUGUGAAUGACUACAUUGGACUUCUCGGUGGAGAUUUGGGCUUUUUUCGGGGGGCGGACCUGACAACUUUUUACCCCACUUUUGAGGGCCGAAAAAAAAAUCGAACCUCUCUGCUGCUUUUCCCCUUUGAUUUUUAAAAAUUCUCUGUGGAAUGUUACAAUUCAAUCUGAUAUUUGUUUUGUAUUAUUUUGUUGCAGGGUUACAUCCAAGCCCAUUUUAGGAACUCUUUUGAUUCAUAUUUAUUGUCCAUUGCACAUGUUGGUCUCUCUCUUUUUCUCUUUUUUUUUUAUUUUUAAAUUUCAUAUAUUUUAAUAGAUCAGAUGGUUGUCAGGUCGAACUGUGUAGAUAUACUUAAGUUAUUCUAUGAACAGAAGGCCCGUUUGUAUGUAUUGGAGUGUUGAAAAAAAGCUUUAUUAAAAUAUUUUGAACAGACAGCCUUAAAUGUUCAUUCUUUGCUUUUAAAUGACAAAUUUAGAAUUUCAUUUUCAUGCUGAUUGUCAUACAUUUGGCCCUAGAAAUGACAUUUCUAAUACUUUGUUGUGUGUACAAAAAUGUCAAUCCAUUUUUUAAAUUUAAUGUUAUUAAGUUUUUAGAAAAUCAUAGCUUUUAUAACUCCAAUUUUUACACUUGAAUGCCUAAAACAAAUUAUAUACGCUUUCGUUUGAAUUAAAAAACAAAACAAAACAAACAAAAAAAAAACGUUUCAGCACCAUGGACAGAGACACCCUCUUAUUUCAAUUGAUUUAAAAAUGGAUGGAAUAUGGAAUAAUAUGUGCAAAGAACAAAAACGAACAGGCCGUCUGUUUGCCUUUGUGUGUAUGAUGAGCAACAUUGGACAACAUGGCCUGCCACCGUGUCCCACUUAAUCCCAUCAAGUUCCCGAACGACCCCUCCUGCUCCUGAAGGCUUUGCAAAAACAAUACUUUUUUUUUUUUAGCACCCCUUCAAAAUAACACAUUUUACUUACAUGUAAAAAUUUGCAUUUUAAAUGAGAAAUGUGUUUAACCCAUACUAAUACUCAUGUUAGAAAAGAUUCCCUGCAUGGUGGAGAUGAAGCCAUAUGAUGACGUUUAAGUGUCUACAUAGUAUGUAAGCGUGCUGGUUGAUUACCGCUAUCACAGAUCACGAAAGGCGCUUUAAAAGAAUGAAUCUGUAGUGUUCUUUUAGAGAAGACUGUGAGUCAAUGCAACAAAAAUGAUUUAUUUACAGCACAUAAUUAAAAAUUGAAGCUUAAAUUAUUGUUACAUUUAAAAAAGUUCACUGAAACUGGAAUUUUCCAUAUGUAAAGCCAGUCCAGUUCCACACGCAAACAAAAGUGCCUGAAACCAAGCUCUAUCGCCUUCAUUUUAUGAAUAAAAAGGUGUAACGUUCCAAAAAGUCAUAACAUGACAAGUCAUUUCUCUGCAAUAAAUAAAAAAAAGUCACAAAAAAAGAUUCAAGGUCCAAAACAUUACAUAAAUUCUACAUACAUUCAAUUUGAUUCAGCGUUUAGUUAGCACUUAGCAUUAUUGGUGGUUUCAAAACCGGAGUGCUGUGUGAAAUUGUCCAAUAUCACUUAAUAUGUAUGAAAAAUACUUUUUAUGACCCAAAAAUUGCAAUAUACUGCAACAUGGUGGCAAGCAAAAACAAAAUGCUGUUUAAUUAGACGGCAGGAGGUUCAUUUAAUCCGUGUGUCCAUCCACCUGUUGCCGUGAGAUACGAGUGACCCGACUUGAGAGUUUCUCGCGAUACGAACUAUCAUCCAGACUUGAGAUAUCAGCACCGCAGGCGGCGACCAACUCAACUCAACGAGCAGCAAUUUGCCAGAUAUUGAACAAGAGGUGUAAAUCUAUCCUGAUAAAAGACCUCAAACUGCAAAAGUGUCCAAAACCGAGCCAUUUUAUUAUUCCGACCAUAAAAAGUCCAAUUUACUAUAUCCAAGUGGUACACGCAAAAAAGAUGAUAAAGUCCAAAUCUACAUGCGAGCAUGGAAUUGAGACGUCCUAUCACUGAUGAGGGACGUCCUCGCCCUAAAUAGAUAUAUGUUCUAAAGAUAUACGUGUCAAAUCAGUAGCGAUAGGUGCUAAGUCAGCAUUUGACAAGAAGGUGAUAGUCGAGCAUUGUGGGGCCUCAUAAAAAGUCAAGAACGAGGAAGAGAACGUUUGUGGCAUUCAAUUCAUGUCUGGGAUUUAUCAUGUUUUCAUAUUUGGAGGAUGACAUUAUGGCACGCUGUCAUGUGUUCUAUCAGGUGACAGGUUUCUCUCCUGGGGACGAAGAGGAAGAAAACAAACACACAUUCUAAACCUUUGCUUCAUUUUCAAAAACUAAAACCUUUUCCACUUAGCACUUUUCUCUUGUAAUCGUGACUAUGCGCUCUUUUGCAACCACACCUCAUGAUGAACAAAUAUUUCUAAUUUAUUUAUCCUAUAUUAAUUUUUUUUUAUUCCUACGAACACCUAACAUUUUACCGGUAGUGUGUAAACUUUUACAUCAAUUUUGUCAUCUAACAUCCUAUUUUUGUGAUGUUUGCAAGAGCACGUCGCUUUAAUUAGCAACAUCCCAUUAAGUUCCCGCUGCUCACUUUAUUGUUUACACCAUUUAUGCCCUCGUUCAAGCCAAUUGUUCUACCGACUCGUUUCUAACAUGCUUUUCAUAAUGAGCUCCUAAUUCAUUAAUGUGGGAAUAAGUGAGGUCAGGUAAACAUAUGGUGUUUAUCUCAUAGGGGGGGUACGAUAACGCGUGAUUAUCCGCUCCGUCGCAAAUGCGAUUGUUGGGUAACAUCUCGGAAUAUUCAAUCUGCAGCCAUAUUCAUCCGAUUAAAAUUCCCCCCUCCAAUCUGCUAAUCCUUGUUUACUCUUUGUGUCGUAAUCGGAUGUGCUUUUAUUCCGGAUGGGAUUAAAACGUGUCGGAGAGACAAACAAAAACACAGCCAAUGGUGAUGUGCUCUCUAAAAUUAAAAAAAAAA